Gaeumannomyces tritici R3-111a-1 is the source of this 2246-nucleotide messenger RNA. RefSeq lists its product as hypothetical. Lineage: Eukaryota; Fungi; Ascomycota; Sordariomycetes; Magnaporthales; Magnaporthaceae. The transcript is spliced from 3 exons. The record is from RefSeq and is a predicted model, not a curated record. The coding region runs from base 1 to 2124 and encodes 707 amino acids.
AUGUGGCUUGUUAGGCUUGCUGCCAAGUUCCAUCUCCCCAUGGGGCUUUCUCGUUUCGCCGCCAGGUUCAGCCCUCGAAAGUCUGCCACCGAACCACCGGCAAGAUCUCAACAAACUUUUGCCACACAGCAAAAUCACGCUGCCGAACAUCAAAAUUCGGAUAAAGGCAAACAACUACCACCGAUCGAUGCCGAACAAGCCCCUGUCAUCCAAAAGGUCUAUGGCGCUGUAACCAACACGGGUAAAAGGGAGCAACCAUCUCCGACUAGACCCGGACGAUCCAUGUCCCCUAGCGAGAUCCUUAUGCUACCGAACGUGGAUAAAGGCAAGCCAUCAUCAUCAACCAACCCUGGACAAGCCCGCAUCCUCCAGUCAAGUCCCAACACAGUCGAGGAUGUGGAUAAAGGAAAGGAGCCGUCUUUAAUCGACCACCAACCAAAUGCCCGCGCUGCCGAAACUAUGAAUAAAGGCAAGCAACCAUCGCCGGUCGAUCUCGAAAAGGCCUUUCCUGCCCAGCAAAGCUCCACAGCCGCCGAAGCCAUGGACACACAAACUACCGAAGUUAUGAAGCCCCAAAUCCCCAAACCCAUCGACAAAGGCAAGCAACGCAUGUCGGGCUCGCUAUACUCGCCACUUUCCAAGAACCCGCACGAGAUCCGCGUCCUGGAGAUCAUCGAUACCACGGGAGAAAAGCUGGAAUGCCAGAUGCAUACCGUCGUGCUCGGUGCAAACUUAAAGUUCUCCGCCUUGUCUUACGUCUGGGGCGACCGCAACGACCCCCACAACCAGGUUGUCAUCAUCGUCAACGGCAGGGACAAAGUGGUCACAAGGUCGCUUGAAUCUGCACUCCGGCACGCUGGCAACGCCUGGAAGCGCGAGUUCCCGAGAAGGCCGCUAUCCUCAUUCAGGCUCUGGGCAGAUGCCCUCUGCAUUAACCAGGACGACAUCCCUGAAAGGAACCACCAGGUCGGGCUCAUGGCGAGCAUCUAUUCCCAAGCCGACAUGGUAUUGGCGUGGCUUGGACUUGAUCCGAAUGGUGUCAUUCACUUGGCGUUUGAAUCAUUGCGCAAGGUUUGGAAUGCCGUCCACGGACGGGAGCUGCCCGGAACUACUGAAGAGGCUUUCAACCUGCUGCGAGAUCGGAAUGCCGUCCGCGGACGGGGGCUGCCUGGAACUACUGAAGAGGCUUUCAACCUGCUGCGAGAUCAGACUGCACUCUACGGGAAUCCUGGACCCGGCGAUGAGAGAGAUCCGAUCGCGACAGCUAGGUGGGAAGCCGUUUCCCACUUUCACGACCUCCCCAACUGGAAGCGCGUCUGGAUAUGCCAAGAAUUUGUUUUGGCAAGGCGGUUGGUCAUGUACACACCAUCAGUCUCUGGGGACAUCGAGGCUAUCGGAUAUGCCGACGGUGUUUUAUUAUUCGCCUUUAGCCACUUUCUCUGGGGGACUAUUAUGGACACGGAUAUACCCAUCAUCGUCCGCGCCUUACCGCCAUCAUUUAGCCGAAGCGCGGACUUCUUGGAUCUUUUUAUGACGCGCCAACUUCACAAACUGCGGUCAUACACCGAAGUCCUCUCAAAAAUUGGGUUCGAGCUUGACGCGACUGACCGCCACGACCACGUCUUUGGCAUGCUGAGCUUGUCUAAUUUGGAUAUGCAACAUGAUAUCUCUGAAGGCAUGUAUGCCAUCAUUGCCAUCGACGUGCUCAUUAUGGUCGUCGGAUAUGAUGACGACGACACGAUCCACCUUGAUGCUCUUAAUUUGAGAGGGCGGCUCGCAUCUCUCGGACUAGAUCUAGGCCCGGAAAGCUUCAUGGAGUCAUUCUGCAAGAUGUUUGGUGUUUCUAUCUCCGAUCCGAGAUCCAGCCUCGCGAGGAGAUACGUGAACAACUGCUGGGGUGAUGGGAAGGCAACAUGGAACUCGAUAAACGGCCAUGACAGCAAAGCCGUUAGUCCGUCUCUACAGAAUUGGGAGUUUUACAAACCCGCUGAGAUGGAGGGUGCCAUAUGUUUUACGGAGGCACUCUCAGGAGGAGUGGCAGCUGGUUGGGCCAUGCGGAAUUGCAGAGAUUCGGGAAGGAAUAUUUGUGGACGAAAUGGAACUUCCAGCGGGGACCAAGAUUGAAACCUUUCAGGUGGUGUGACGGAUGGUUGGGAAUAUACUUUUGUUACGACCGUACCAUAGCGCUGGAGGGCAGGAGGACUACUACACGUCCCAUAACCACAUUGCCAAAUGGAUCCUUUUGC